GCCCCGGCGGCGCGGGGACGCCGGCCUGCAAGCCAGCAAGCGGGCGGGCGGGCGCAGUGGGCGAGCGGGCGCGCCCUGCAGGGAGCUGACCUGUCCUGGACGCAGCAUAACUAACGAAGCUGCUGCAGGAUGAGAAGAUGGCAGCGCGGCUGCUUGCACCACCAGGCCCUGAUAGUUUCAAGCCUUUCACCCCUGAGUCGCUGGCAAACAUUGAGAGGCGCAUUGCUGAGAGCAAGCUCAAGAAACCACCAAAGGCCGAUGGCAGCCAUCGAGAAGACGAUGAAGACAGCAAGCCCAAGCCAAACAGUGACCUGGAAGCAGGGAAGAGUUUGCCUUUUAUCUACGGGGACAUCCCCCAAGGCCUGGUUGCGGUUCCCCUGGAGGACUUUGACCCAUACUAUUUGACGCAGAAAACCUUUGUAGUAUUAAACAGAGGGAAAACUCUCUUCAGAUUUAGUGCCACGCCUGCCUUGUACAUUUUAAGUCCUUUUAACCUGAUAAGAAGAAUAGCUAUUAAAAUUUUGAUACAUUCAGUAUUUAGCAUGAUCAUUAUGUGCACUAUUUUGACCAACUGUGUAUUCAUGACUUUUAGUAACCCUCCAGACUGGUCGAAGAAUGUGGAGUACACGUUCACAGGGAUUUAUACAUUUGAAUCACUAGUGAAAAUCAUUGCAAGAGGUUUCUGCAUAGAUGGCUUUACCUUUUUACGGGACCCGUGGAACUGGUUAGAUUUCAGUGUCAUCAUGAUGGCAUAUGUGACAGAGUUUGUGGACCUGGGCAAUGUCUCAGCGCUGAGAACAUUCAGGGUUCUCCGAGCUUUGAAAACUAUCUCUGUAAUUCCAGGCCUGAAGACAAUUGUUGGCGCCCUCAUUCAGUCUGUGAAGAAGCUGUCAGAUGUGAUGAUCCUGACUGUGUUCUGCCUGAGUGUUUUCGCCCUGAUCGGACUGCAGCUGUUCAUGGGGAACCUGCGAAACAAGUGUGUCGUGUGGCCCAUAAACUUCAAUGAGAGCUAUCUUGAAAAUGGCACCAAAGGCUUUGAUUGGGAAGAAUAUAUCAACAAUAAAACAAAUUUUUACACGGUUCCUGGCAUGCUGGAACCUUUACUCUGUGGGAACAGUUCAGAUGCUGGGCAGUGCCCAGAAGGAUACCAGUGUAUGAAGGCAGGAAGGAACCCUAACUAUGGUUAUACAAGCUUUGACACUUUCAGCUGGGCCUUCUUGGCAUUGUUUCGCCUUAUGACCCAGGACUACUGGGAAAACUUGUAUCAGUUGACCUUACGAGCAGCUGGAAAAACAUACAUGAUCUUCUUUGUCUUGGUCAUCUUUGUGGGCUCAUUCUAUCUGGUGAACUUGAUCUUGGCUGUGGUGGCCAUGGCUUAUGAAGAGCAGAAUCAGGCAACAUUGGAGGAGGCAGAACAAAAAGAGGCUGAGUUCAAAGCAAUGUUGGAGCAACUUAAGAAGCAACAGGAAGAGGCACAGGCUGCCGCAAUGGCCACUUCUGCAGGCACUGUUUCAGAAGAUGCCAUUGAGGAAGAAGGUGAAGAUGGGGUUGGCUCUCCUCGGAGUUCAUCCGAAAUUUCUAAACUCAGUUCAAAGAGCGCCAAGGAAAGACGUAAUAGGAGAAAGAAGAGGAAGCAAAAGGAACUCUCUGAGGGAGAAGAGAAAGGGGAUCCUGAGAAGGUAUUUAAGUCAGAGUCAGAAGAUGGUAUGAGGAAGAAGGGCUUUCGACUGCCAGACAACAGAAUCGGGAGGAAAUUCUCCAUUAUGAACCAGUCACUGCUCAGCAUCCCAGGCUCACCCUUCCUCUCCCGCCACAACAGCAAAAGCAGCAUCUUCAGCUUCCGGGGCCCUGGGCGGUUCCGAGACCCAGGUUCGGAGAACGAGUUUGCAGACGACGAGCACAGCACCGUGGAGGAGAGCGAAGGCCGCAGGGACUCGCUGUUCAUCCCCAUCCGGGCCCGGGAGCGUCGCAGCAGCUACAGCGGCUACAGCGGCUACAGCCAGGGCAGCCGCUCCUCGCGCAUCUUCCCCAGUCUGCGGCGCAGCGUGAAGCGCAACAGCACCGUGGACUGCAAUGGCGUGGUGUCGCUCAUCGGCGGGCCGGGCUCGCACAUUGGCGGGCGGCUACUGCCAGAGGCAACAACUGAGGUGGAAAUUAAGAAAAAAGGCCCUGGAUCUCUUUUAGUGUCCAUGGACCAACUGGCCUCCUAUGGACGGAAGGACAGAAUCAACAGUAUAAUGAGUGUUGUUACAAAUACACUAGUAGAAGAGCUGGAAGAGUCUCAGAGAAAGUGUCCACCAUGCUGGUAUAAAUUUGCCAAUACUUUUCUCAUCUGGGAGUGCCACCCCUACUGGAUAAAGCUCAAAGAGAUUGUGAACUUGAUUGUUAUGGACCCUUUUGUGGACUUAGCCAUCACCAUCUGCAUUGUUCUAAAUACGCUCUUUAUGGCAAUGGAGCACCAUCCUAUGACGCCACAGUUUGAGCACGUCUUGGCUGUAGGAAAUCUGGUUUUCACUGGAAUUUUCACAGCGGAAAUGUUCCUGAAGCUCAUAGCCAUGGAUCCCUACUAUUAUUUCCAAGAAGGUUGGAACAUUUUUGACGGAUUUAUUGUCUCCCUCAGUUUAAUGGAACUGGGUCUAGCAGACGUGGAGGGGCUUUCGGUGCUGCGAUCUUUCCGAUUGCUCCGAGUCUUCAAAUUGGCCAAAUCCUGGCCCACCCUGAACAUGCUGAUCAAGAUUAUUGGAAAUUCAGUGGGUGCCUUGGGCAACCUGACCCUGGUGCUGGCCAUUAUUGUCUUCAUCUUUGCCGUGGUGGGAAUGCAGCUCUUUGGGAAAAGCUACAAAGAAUGUGUCUGCAAGAUCAACCAGGACUGUGAACUCCCUCGCUGGCACAUGCAUGACUUUUUCCAUUCCUUCCUCAUUGUCUUUCGAGUGUUAUGCGGGGAAUGGAUUGAGACCAUGUGGGACUGCAUGGAGGUGGCAGGCCAGGCCAUGUGCCUCAUUGUUUUUAUGAUGGUCAUGGUUAUUGGCAACUUGGUGGUGCUGAACCUCUUUCUGGCCCUGCUUCUGAGUUCCUUCAGUGCAGACAACCUGGCAGCCACAGAUGAUGAUGGAGAAAUGAAUAACCUACAGAUCUCAGUAAUUCGCAUCAAGAAGGGUGUGGCUUGGACCAAAGUAAAAGUGCAUGCCUUCAUGCAGGCUCAUUUUAAGCAGCGUGAGGCAGAUGAAGUGAAACCACUGGAUGAGUUAUAUGAAAAGAAGGCCAACUGCAUUGCCAACCAUACGGGUGCAGACAUCCACCGGAAUGGUGACUUCCAGAAGAAUGGCAAUGGUACAACCAGUGGCAUUGGCAGCAGCGUGGAGAAGUAUAUCAUUGAUGAGGACCACAUGUCCUUCAUCAACAACCCCAACUUGACUGUACGGGUGCCUAUUGCUGUAGGCGAGUCUGACUUUGAGAACCUCAACACAGAAGAUGUUAGCAGCGAGUCAGAUCCUGAAGGCAGCAAAGAUAAACUGGAUGAUACUAGCUCCUCAGAAGGAAGCACCAUCGAUAUCAAGCCAGAAGUAGAAGAAGUCCCUGUGGAACAGCCUGAGGAAUACUUGGAUCCAGAUGCCUGCUUCACCGAAGGUUGUGUCCAGCGGUUCAAGUGCUGCCAAGUCAACAUUGAGGAAGGGCUAGGCAAGUCUUGGUGGAUCCUGCGGAAAACCUGCUUCCUCAUCGUGGAGCACAAUUGGUUUGAGACCUUCAUCAUCUUCAUGAUUCUGCUCAGCAGUGGUGCCCUGGCCUUUGAGGACAUUUACAUUGAGCAGAGGAAGACCAUCCGAACCAUCCUGGAAUACGCUGACAAAGUCUUCACCUACAUCUUCAUCCUGGAGAUGUUGCUCAAGUGGACGGCCUAUGGCUUCGUGAAGUUCUUCACCAAUGCCUGGUGCUGGCUGGACUUCCUCAUCGUGGCUGUCUCUUUAGUCAGCCUUAUAGCUAAUGCCCUGGGCUACUCGGAACUAGGUGCCAUAAAGUCCCUUAGGACCCUAAGAGCUUUGAGACCCUUAAGAGCCUUAUCACGAUUUGAAGGGAUGAGGGUGGUGGUGAAUGCCUUGGUGGGCGCCAUCCCCUCCAUCAUGAAUGUGCUGCUGGUGUGUCUCAUCUUCUGGCUGAUUUUCAGCAUCAUGGGAGUUAACCUGUUUGCGGGGAAAUACCACUACUGCUUUAAUGAGACUUCUGAAAUCCGAUUUGAAAUCGAAGAUGUCAACAAUAAAACUGAAUGUGAAAAGCUCAUGGAGGGGAACAACACAGAGAUCAGGUGGAAGAACGUGAAGAUCAAUUUUGACAACGUGGGGGCAGGAUAUCUGGCCCUUCUUCAAGUAGCAACCUUCAAAGGCUGGAUGGACAUCAUGUAUGCAGCUGUAGAUUCCCGAAAGCCUGAUGAACAGCCUAAGUAUGAGGACAACAUCUACAUGUACAUCUACUUUGUCAUCUUCAUCAUCUUCGGCUCCUUCUUCACCCUGAAUCUGUUCAUUGGUGUCAUCAUUGAUAACUUCAAUCAACAAAAGAAAAAGUUUGGAGGUCAGGAUAUCUUCAUGACUGAGGAACAGAAAAAGUACUACAAUGCCAUGAAAAAGCUGGGCUCAAAGAAACCACAGAAACCCAUUCCCCGCCCCUUGAACAAAAUCCAAGGUAUCGUCUUUGAUUUUGUCACUCAACAAGCCUUUGACAUUGUUAUCAUGAUGCUCAUCUGCCUUAAUAUGGUGACAAUGAUGGUGGAGACAGAUACUCAGAGCAAGCAGAUGGAGAACAUUCUCUACUGGAUUAAUCUGGUCUUCGUCAUCUUCUUCACCUGUGAGUGUGUGCUCAAAAUGUUUGCCUUGAGGCACUACUACUUCACCAUUGGCUGGAACAUCUUCGACUUCGUGGUGGUCAUCCUGUCCAUUGUGGGAAUGUUCCUGGCUGAUAUCAUUGAGAAAUACUUUGUUUCCCCAACCCUGUUCCGAGUCAUCCGAUUGGCCCGUAUUGGGCGUAUUUUGCGUCUGAUCAAAGGCGCCAAAGGGAUUCGUACCCUGCUCUUUGCCUUAAUGAUGUCCUUGCCUGCCCUGUUCAACAUUGGCCUUCUGCUCUUCCUGGUCAUGUUCAUCUUCUCCAUCUUUGGGAUGUCCAAUUUUGCAUAUGUGAAGCACGAGGCUGGUAUUGAUGACAUGUUCAACUUUGAGACAUUUGGCAACAGCAUGAUCUGCCUGUUUCAGAUCACAACCUCAGCUGGUUGGGAUGGCCUGCUGCUGCCCAUCCUAAACCGCCCCCCUGACUGUAGCCUAGACAAGGAACAUCCAGGGAGUGGCUUUAAGGGUGACUGCGGGAACCCCUCAGUGGGCAUCUUCUUCUUUGUAAGCUACAUCAUCAUCUCCUUUCUCAUUGUUGUGAACAUGUACAUUGCUAUAAUCUUAGAGAACUUCAGCGUAGCCACAGAAGAAAGUGCAGACCCUCUGAGUGAGGAUGACUUUGAGACCUUCUAUGAGAUCUGGGAGAAGUUUGAUCCCGAUGCCACCCAAUUCAUCGAGUACUGUAAGCUGGCAGACUUUGCAGAUGCCUUGGAGCAUCCUCUCCGAGUGCCCAAGCCCAACACCAUUGAGCUCAUUGCCAUGGAUCUGCCAAUGGUGAGCGGGGAUCGCAUCCACUGUUUGGACAUCCUUUUUGCCUUCACCAAGCGGGUCCUGGGAGAUAGUGGGGAGUUGGACAUCCUGCGGCAGCAGAUGGAGGAGAGGUUCGUGGCAUCCAAUCCUUCCAAAGUGUCUUACGAGCCAAUCACUACCACACUGCGGCGCAAGCAGGAGGAGGUGUCUGCAGUGGUCCUUCAGCGCGCCUACCGGGGACAUUUGGCAAGGCGGGGCUUCAUCUGCAAAAAGAUGACUUCCAAUAAGCUUGAGAAUGGAGGUACGCACCGGGAGAAAAAGGAGAGCACCCCCUCCACAGCCUCCCUCCCAUCCUAUGACAGUGUAACUAAACCUGACAAAGAGAAACAGCAGCGGGCAGAGGAAGGAAGAAGGGAAAGAGCCAAAAGACAAAAAGAGGUCAGAGAAUCCAAAUGUUAGAGGAGAGCAAAAAUGAAAUGUUAUAUCAGUUUAAAACUUGCAAGUGAAAGAUUGUUUACAAACUUCCUGAAUAUUAUCAAUGCAGAACAGCUGUGGAGACACUGUAACCUGAAGAACUAUACCAAAUGUAGUCUGCUUACCAUGUGACACAGUUGCAUCUUGAGCAGUGACCUGCCAAGGGCAAAGGACCCUGCUCCCUGAACUCACAGAUUUUCUAUUGCUUGGGCAGGUGGUUACUGCAUGUUCCACAUUCAGUCAAUGCAACUUAGGACAAAACUAACAGGAUACAAAAACAGGAGAGGCUGCCGGGACCAGCAUAUUUCCGUUGCAGCCAAAUGGAUUUUAUUUUUUCAUUUUGUUGAUUCUCAGAAGCAGAAAGCAUCACUCUAAAAAUUUGUUUGUUCAUGCAAACUAUAUUUGCAUUCUUACAUUAGUUAAGCUAAGCAGCAAAAAGAAAACACACACACACUCACAUUUAGCCCAUGUCAUUUAAUUGUCAGUUUCUUUGACAUAAACCGCAUCUUCUCCACAUGGGCUUCACGUGGUUUGGAGAUGGGUGGGGGAAAACAAUCAGGUUUUUUCAGGCUGAGGAGGACUUGCUCAGGCCAAUUCCAAACAUUGUGCUCGUUCAAUGCGUAGAAAUGAUUUGCAUGAUGGCAUGCCGUGAUCAGAAGUCAUGCAUGAGAUCCAUACACCACAGGACACUACUAAUCCUGUCCCCUGCAUUGGGUCAGCCUUUGGACAGGACCCAGCCCUGCACCGUUCACUGUAUUUGGAGAAAAUGGUAAGAGUUCCAUACCGGCUGCAAUUCUUUAUAUGAGUUCCUAUAAGUGUUUCAUACACCUUCUGGUAGGGAAACAGUCAAUCAAUUGACCACCACCAAAAACAAAAAACAAUCCCAGUCCAACAAGCAGAUGGAUCCGUUGCGUGUAUUUGUUUAACAAACAUCUCUAACAUACAGCCAUUGUUGCACAUUUUGCAAGAUGAACUAUUUAAUGCUGCUCUGUGUCUAGUACAUGGGGAGACUUUGAUCCCGAAUGGCUUGUACUAUUAAUGUCACUGUAAAACCAAAUCCUAGGGCUAAAAAAAAAGUUCAUUUGUAUUUUGCAAUAUUUAUGAUGAUUGUUUAGCCUUCAUACUGGAGAACUGACACUUAAAUGGGGUAGAGAUAAAAGUGCUGUUCAGGGUAGCACGUUAUCUCUAGGGGGUAUUUUGGAGAACUUAAAAUGACAUUUUGUUGGGGGUCAUGGGGUGCUCACUUCACCUAGUUUCAUGCCCUUCUGCAUUGUGGCUUUCUCUGGGCUUGGGUCAAUAUGGAGAAGGGUUCAGAUCUUCUGAACUGUCCAGAGGGAUUGUCACAAGCUCACACCUGCACACAACUUUCUUAUUGGACCAUUAGAAACUGUCCUCCUGCCUCCAUCACAUUUCCCCACUGAGCAGGACUUCCCUUUCCACCCUCACAGGGCUGGGUGAGGGCUGCAGCACUGGGGUAUGGCUAUGGUUUCUUUUGACUGUUACUAGAGCAACAGUCACUGCUGGGACCUGAGGUGUAGAUGAAACCGCCUCUGAACCAAGCCCACUUGGUUUCUUUACUGCACUGGUUUUCAUGAGAAAGUGACUUAAUAUUAAUUCUGUAGGGUGUUCCAGCUUCCCCCAGCACAUUCCCUCUCAGCCAGUUUUGCUCUCUGCUUAAAGACCUGCCCAUUGUCAUUGGAGGGUGGCUUCUGGGGGAGUGUCAUCUUCAUUCCAUCUCCUACCCUAUGGAUGACAGUGCUAAUCCAGGGGUAUCUCAUCUGAUGACUAGGUUUCAAAGCCGACAUGCUGCAGUUGAAUGUUUCAGGAAGUCUGUUUGAAGAGUGAGGAAAGACUUUAGCAUGGGAAUCAAAUCAAAAUAAACUCUUCCUGAAUCAUACAAUCGAGGGGGAAAAAAACCCAACCCAUAAUCAGACAUACCAAUCUGCCUUGCAGUAGAUGUACUUUGGAUGUAGUUUCACAGUCCACUUGACUUGUUUUGCAUAGAACAAACCACAGCAAGUCAGUAAGCAGAACUUUCUUGUUGGACCAUUAGAAACUGUCCAGCUCUCUUAAGCCUGCUUCUGCGGCCAUCCAUAGAGUUUUGUAUUACACCUGAUACCAGGUUGGGAAGGCAUCUCUUUCAGUGUUCCUGCUGACUGCUAGGAUGAAUGUAGAGUACCAUGUACAGGCUGCAUUGUAAACAGCACAAAACAGAAGCUGACAUGUGUGGUUAUUUUUAAGAGAAUUAUAAAUACUGUAAUAUAUAAUUUUAUUUUAUUGGCAUGCCUUUUUGUAAAUACAAAUUAACUUAUUAAAUAGGAAAUGGCUUCUGGCUUACGCCAUUGUCAUGUUUAUUUUUAUUUUUUAUACUUUUUUUUCUUCUUAGAAUUUAGAUGCUGUCGGCCAAUGUACAUCCCCAAACCAGACAGACAGACAAAAAAUUUUUUAUUGCUACUGGUCUUUUCCAAAACAACAAAAAGUAUAUAUUUUUGUUCCAAUGUGCAAUAAAUUCUAACCACUUCUAUGCAAGAUUUGGCUAAACUUAAUUGUUCUUAGGUCUUGAGAUGGACAACAGAGCUAUCCAGUCCCACUAGGUACAACAAGCGCUCAUGCUAGUGAUGUCAUUAAGCUACUAGAGCCUACUAAUGAGAUUUUUCUGAGAUCUGACCUUUUUCCUCCCCUCCACUCCUGAUCCCAGCCCAGCGGGCCACCUCCUUAGUAACACAUGGGCCUUGGUAUCUGACACCCAUCAGCCAGCUUCAUAGGAAAGAAGCCACCUCCGCUGUAUCUGAAGUUUUGUGGUUUUCUUUUCUUUUCUAACUUUUCCCACCUCUUAUCCCUCGCCCAUUAUCCCUACACCCACUCACUUACUCUCUCACUCACCCGUCCUGCUCCACACCUCUUUGGUAGUAAAUGACACCAUCACCAGCAGUUUACACCCGCAGUUAACAGGCAUUGAACUGAAAGAAUCAGCGAUGGCGUUCUGCACGCCCUCACUGGGUGAGUGAGUGGCAGCGCUUUGCCAAAUAUUAACAAAGCCAAUCAAAAAGCAGCAGCAGCCACAGUAUCACUGCACAUAUAUAUAUAUAGAUAUAUAAAUAUAAUAUAAAUAUUUAUUUUUUGUAGCCGGGUCCUUGGUGCAGUAUUUAUACUCCACAAUCCACCUUUAAAAAAAGGACAAAAAGCAAAAAGAUGUGUGAUGCUGUUAAUUUAAAAUGCAGAGCCAAAGCCACUGAGCAGCAGCUGCCAUGGUUGCUGGUUUGUGCGUGAAAAACACUUUCCAAACCCCCUCUUCUGUCCUUAACCUCCUUAUUGCUUAGGAUGAGGAGAGUCCAUAAUUUAAAGCAGAGGGUGAGAAAAGAAAAAACUUCCAAGUCAACACAACCUUCUCUUGCUCCUUCCUCAGUGAGCUGCUUUGGGCAUCAGAAGUUGCUGGGGCAGAGAAACAGAAAUGCCUGUCAAAGCCCCUGGAGCCACAGUGCCCAGGGGGUUCUUUUCUUUUUCGCCACAACCAAUGUAAACUGUAAAAGACCAAUAGUGUAUUAGUGAAUGCAUGGAGGCCAACGCUGCCCUAAAUGAGACGUGAUUAAAAAAAAAUACAUCACUACUAUAAGCCAAAAGGAAACAAAAUAAAAAUGACCCUUUUUACUGUACAAGGGAAGCCUGUCUUGGUGUGCAUUUGUUGCUUGACCGUCCCAAUUCUUAAGUCCGGGAGGGGUCUGGGAACUGGGACCUUAGCACAUUUGGGGAAAGAAGGGGAAUGGGACAGAGAGAGACACCAGAGGGUCUCGCAUUUCUGGCUAAACUGAGAUUGGAGAGAAAAGCCAGGUCCUCACCUUCCCAGAUCCCCACUGAACCAUUGCAUGUGGUACCCACACCCCAGGCUGGUGCUUAGAGGCCCUUAAAAACUCCCUUCUCACCUAAUCCACCUGGCGGAGCCCUCAGCUAUGACUUAAGCCAACCCAGCUGGACUGGCCUCACCUCUGCCUUUUUCAUCAGUGUGUUUAAAAAAAAAAAAAAAUACCCCCCAUGUUCCAAAGCUAGGGCAAGCACAAAAUGCCCAACAGCCUCUGCUCUGCUAGCUCGUGCUGGGCCCUGCCCUCCAUCACCCCCCACAGGUAGACCAGCAGACUAGUUCUGUCCAUAUUUGUGCAAGGGGGCACCCCCCUUAGAGACACCCCCCUCUAGGCUGUGUCUCCUGGUCCAGGAACACUCAGGAGGAUCUUGAAGUGCCCACUUUAGCUCGCUCCAGUAGCUCCACUCUGGAGAUGUGGCUGGUAGGUCAGUUCCCAUUCCCGGCCCCUGGGGCCCCAGCCUCCAGGCUGCUGUGGCUGUGAGAUUGCCAUGCGUUAUGGAGUCCUGGGCAUCUUUUGUACUGAUGCCUCUUUUCUUUUCUCAGAUGUUGCCCAAACUUUUGCAAAAAGCUUCAUUCAUUUUCAGGUACCCCCUAAAGAAUCAGCUGCAACUAGUCAACCAGGGGGACAUCAGGAGAGAAGAGGAAAUCUGGUUGGGGGGGGGGGUGCCCAAGAUUUGCACCAGAGUCUUCAUUGUGGCUCUAUGCUUUCUUGGAUUCCCUUUUCAAGGUUACCAAGAUUUCCUUUAUGAAAAUGCUCCUGAGGCACUCCCUGCCCCUGCCCCCCACUGCUGUUUGCUGUACAUAGAGGCUAAGUGGGGUGGGGUGGGCGGGUGUGCACAUGUGGUGUGUGUGUGUGUGUGAAGAGUGUAUAUAAGUAAAGGGGAGUGUGGUCCAGUGGUUCCAGAAAAGGGACAGAACUCCUGUGUUCUAUUCCUAGCUUGACCACUGGCUCGCUGUGUGGCCUUGGGCAAGUCACUUAACCUCUCUGUGCCUCAGUUUCCCCAUCUGUAAAAUGGGGAUAAUAAUACUGACCUACCUCACAGGGGUGUUGUGAGGCUUUAACUAAAUGUUUUGUAAAGCGUUUUGAGAUACAGAGGCAAAGGCACUAGGGAAGGGCAAAGUAUUAUUUGGACUUAAGGAAGAUGAAAUGGUACCAUAAAUGCUGCUAUUCUGAGAGCCAUUUUAAACUGCACUGCUCCAACCACCCCCGCUUCUCAUCACCAGAACAGCAGGUCGAGAAAUGUCUCUCCUUUCACUUGCUUCUGGGGUUUCUGGUUAUUCUCCACAUUUUUCCCCCUUGCUGUACCUCCUUCCCUCAUCCCCUCGACUUGUUCCCUGUUCUGUUUAUGCGGAAAUGGCAGAAAUGCUAAGAAAUGAGAAUGUAUAAGUGGAUUGGUUUAUAGUCUGAAAUUUCAAUUUUACUUUGUACUGUACAUCUUUUUACUUUAGAAUUUGCAAUAAAGGGUUACGUCAAUCUUGUUUUCAA
Marmota monax (woodchuck) is the source of this 11437-nucleotide messenger RNA. RefSeq names its product sodium voltage-gated channel alpha subunit 8 (gene Scn8a). Bases 138 to 6080 code for a protein of 1980 amino acids. Gene Ontology annotation, cellular component: voltage-gated sodium channel complex; axon; plasma membrane. Gene Ontology annotation, biological process: membrane depolarization during action potential; neuronal action potential; sodium ion transmembrane transport. Gene Ontology annotation, molecular function: voltage-gated sodium channel activity; protein binding. The transcript is spliced from 27 exons. Lineage: Eukaryota; Metazoa; Chordata; Mammalia; Rodentia; Sciuridae. The record is from RefSeq and is a predicted model, not a curated record.